Dicrocoelium dendriticum is the source of this 339-nucleotide messenger RNA. The record is from the annotation of a GenBank genome assembly. Lineage: Eukaryota; Metazoa; Platyhelminthes; Trematoda; Plagiorchiida; Dicrocoeliidae.
AUGCCAUGUUCCCUAUCCGGCGUCAUGCCACUUCCCCGACCCUUGCCAACCCCCUCUGAGUUCUACCUUGCAGAAACUCAACCGCCGGAACUGCCCAGGCAACCCUCGAGUGACUCGCCAACCGGCUCAACGCAACCCUGGAGUGACUCGCCAGCCGUCCUCACCCAAGGAACAGACAGUCGCCCUCGAUCGCAGACACCCACGAACGAAUUGGUCCCCAAACGCCGCUUAGGCAUUGCUGACGAGCACGCCGGAUUUCUUCGUGGGACGAGGACGCCCGCAUUCCUUCGUGGGACGAGCACGCCUGGAUUGCUUCGUGGGACGAGGACCGUGGACUAA